AAGUGGUCGGAUCUUGCCGGAAAAGCAGACCUUCACGUGUUUCCGCUCACAAUGGCAGGCCGCAAAGAAUCCGCCGCUUCUGCGUCUAAUUCACUGGAUUCACCGGUUAAACUGAUCCAGCUCGAGGGGCUGGUGGUGUUGAAGAUCAUUAAGCAUUAUCAGGAGGAGGGUCAGGGCAGUGAGGUGGUUCAGGGUGUUCUGCUCGGGUUGGUGGUGGAGGACCGUCUGGAGAUCACAAACUGCUUCCCUUUUCCCCAGCACACUGAAGACGAUGUCGACUUUGAUGAAGUUCAAUACCAGAUGGAGAUGAUGAGGAGCCUGCGUCACGUUAACAUCGACCAUCUUCACGUGGGCUGGUAUCAGUCUACAUUUUACGGCUCUUUUGUCAGUCGAGCGCUGCUGGACUCUCAGUUCAGUUACCAGCAUGCCAUCGAAGAGUCUGUGGUGCUUAUUUAUGAUCCCAUCAAGACGGCGCAAGGUUCUCUGUGUCUGAAGGCUUACAGGUUAACCCCCAAACUGAUGGAAAUCUGUAAGGAGAAAGAUUUCUCACCUGAGGGGUUGAAGAAGGCCGCCGUUGGAUUCGAGCACAUGUUCGAGGAGGUCCCCAUCACCAUCAAGAACUCCCAUCUCAUAAACGUGCUCAUGUGGGAUCUUCAGGAGAAGAGUACGGUGGCCGACAAACACGAGCUGCUCAGUCUGUCUAGCAGUAACCACCUGGAAAAGAGCCUCCAGCUCCUCAUGGACCGCGUGGACGACAUGACCCAAGACAUUGUUAAAUUCAAUACAUACUGCCGCAACAACAGCAAGCAACAACAGCAGAAGCAGCAGUAUCUCCAGAGGAGACAGCAGGAGAAUGCUCAGCGUCAGAGUCGUGGAGAGCCACCGCUUCCAGAAGAAGACAUCGUCAAGAUGUUUAAACCUCCACCUCCUCCCGCACGCAUGGACACGCUUCUCAUCUCAGGACAAAUCAACAACUACUGUCAGAACAUUAAGGAGUUCACCUCCCAGAACCUUGGCAAACUCUUCAUGGCAGAGGCCCUGCAGGGCCACAACAGCUAAAGAGAGAGUGCCAAGACAGAGGAAGAGACGAGACAAAGCGAGGAUAGAGCCAAACCAUCUGCCUUUUUCAUCUCUGAAGAGCAAAAGUAUAUUCAUGAUGAGCUUUGGGGAGAAUCAUGUACCGUUUUUUGCCAUUUGUACUUGUACGAGGCCAAUAAAAGCGGACACAUCUCUC
Molecule: messenger RNA, 1234 nt
Organism: Triplophysa rosa
Lineage: Eukaryota; Metazoa; Chordata; Actinopteri; Cypriniformes; Nemacheilidae
Gene: eif3ha
Product: eukaryotic translation initiation factor 3, subunit H, a
Exons: 8
Coding region: 52-1059 (335 amino acids)
Cellular component (GO): eukaryotic 43S preinitiation complex; cytosol; cytoplasm
Molecular function (GO): protein binding; translation initiation factor activity; metallopeptidase activity
Source: RefSeq, a predicted model, not a curated record